Molecule: messenger RNA, 603 nt
Organism: Eruca vesicaria subsp. sativa (arugula)
Lineage: Eukaryota; Viridiplantae; Streptophyta; Magnoliopsida; Brassicales; Brassicaceae
Source: the annotation of a GenBank genome assembly
AUGGGUCAUGAAUGUAUCGAUGCAUCAAAGGAGUACAAGUGGGGUGACGACGUCAACGUUAAAAGCGAAAUCGCUGAGAGAUUGGGAAAAGAGGAAAGACCCAUAGCUAUAUAUUCAUCAGACCUCAAGCGAGCUAAAGACACUGCUCUUAAAAUCGCGGAAACUUGUUUUUGUUCCAAGGUGACUGAAGUGCCUGAAUUAAAGGAGAGGCAUGUGGGUAGUCUUCAAGGGUUAUAUUGGAAAGAGGGAGCAGAGAAAGAACCUGAAGCUUACUCUGCUUUCUUUUCUUCCCAAAAUGACCUCGAGAUUCCUGGAGGAGGAGAGAGCUUUGACCAACUUUGUGAGAGAUCUAUGAAUGCGCUUAAGCAAAUUGCAAAGAAACACAAAGGUGAGAGAGUGAUAGUGGUGACUCAUGGAGGAGUGUUGAGGGCAAUUUACAUGAGCAUCACGCAAGCUUCCUCUGCUGGGAAACUCCUUAAUGCUUCGGUGAAUGUUGUUCGCUUCAGUGACGAGAAAUGGAUCAUUGAUUCAUGGAGCGAUGUUUCUCAUCUCUCAUCCGUUGGAUUCCUCCAACGCGGCUUUGAUGGAGAUGCCAAGCCCUAG